GGGGAAGCUGUGAUAAAACGGGGGAAAUGAAGAUGGAAGAGUUUGAAAUUUUGUAAAAAAAGAACCCGCCUUAUUCUGGGAGAAGCAGUCGUAAUGAAACCCUAAUUGAUCAAAACUCCCAAAUCGAAAUCACAGGAGAGACAGAGAAAUGGGAGCACAAGCAGCACGAUUGAAUCUUCGAAUGCAAAAGGAACUCAAGCUUCUACUCACUGACCCUCCUCCCUCUGCUUCUUUCCCUCUUCUCUCCCACCAUUCUUCUGACUCUCUCUCCUCCAUUCUCGCCCAUAUUAAAGGUCCUGAAGAUACUGUCUACACUAAUGGGGUUUUCAAGAUCAACAUCCAGAUACCCGAAAGGUAUCCGUUUCAGCCACCAAUUGUGACAUUUGCUACACCUAUAUAUCACCCCAAUAUCGAUACUGGAGGUCGAAUCUGUUUAGACAUUCUCAAUUUGCCGCCCAAGGGUGCAUGGCAGCCUUCUCUAAACAUUUCAACGGUGUUAACAAGUAUUUUGUUGUUACUAACUGAACCUAAUCCUGAUGAUGGCCUCAUGUGCGAAGCAAGUAAAGAAUACAAAUAUAAUCGACAAGCUUUUGAUCAGAAAGCACGAUCUAUGACAGAGAAGUAUGCCAGAGAUGAAUCAAUUGAGAAUGGAAGUUGCAGUCAAAACACGGAAAGUCAUCUGAACCCAACCUUGAUGGAUAUUGAAGGGGAGUUGUUUACAUUUGAGGUUGACAAGUCUUCGGGAAAACAUAAAAACCUGUCACCAAUAGAAAACAAAUAUUCUUUGGAGUCAACAAGCUCAAAUCAGAGGAGGGUCAAUGACAUAAUACUGAAAGAAGCCAUUAAUGAUGAUCUGGUGGUGAAUCAGAUAGAGGGAAAAUCUCCAAACCUGCAGCGAGCAGAAAAGUAUAAUAAAUUUCAGGAUAUUGGUAAAUUGCACAGUACUAGCAGGAAACUAUCACUGGAAUCUUCUAGCCGAAAGCAGAAAAUAAGUUUUCAGUGCAAGGAGAAUGUUUUAUCAUAUCAAUGUCCACCCGUAGUGGAACCCAGAGAGGCUGCUAUGGGUUCUACAGAGCCUGUGCUUGUGGAGAAGGAUGUGAACCAAUACGAACAGCAGUCUCACCAAGUGCAUACAAGUGGUGAUGGAAAUUUAGCUAGUCCGCCAAACAAAGGGUCUGAGAACAUAUGUAUGGGCCAGAGUAGAGUUAGUAUUGGGGAUAACACACUGCCUCAACCAUUAUCAGUAAACCCUCCUUCCAAGAGAUUGCUUAGUCCCUUGCGUAUGCCCUUGAAUACUACCCAUUAUGACAAGCAACCUCAAAAGGAUUCUGUAGAUAAAACUGGAAGUGGCUUCUCCGGCAUAAAACACAAGAGAUUAGGUUUAGCUGGUAGGAAACAGUCUUUGGGACUUGCAACAUCAUUGCAAAGUCAAGAGAGAGAUAACAAGGAGAAUAUGAUUUCUGUUUCUGGUGCGCUUCUCUCAAAUACAGAGGGCGGUGAGUCGGUGCAUAAGAAAGUAUUUAACUCUAAUUCGAAUGUGUACCCUAAGAAGCAGCUAGGUAUCAGGCGAAAGCUACCAUUGGAGCCUCUUGAUAAAUCAAAUUGGAGCAAUGAUGGUAACAUCCAGUUGAACUCCUGUGAUGACUACCAUAACGGAUAUCCUUCUAAGCUGUUGCGUGCAACAGAGGAAAGCAGGCAUAAUCACAUCCAGAAGCCGAUGCAAGAGAAUGAUGCUAAUUUUUCAGGACAGGUCAAACACCACAGUGAAGAUUUGCCAAUUCCUGAUUCAGCAAUUGUUCUCGACAGUGAAGACAGUGAUGAUGACAAAAAGGUAACCGCCAGGCCUAAAUUAUCUUUGACAAGGAAACGUUUGGGUAGGAAGUUGAAUGCCAGAGCAUGAGAUUUUACAUGUCCUGUUGCAGGUUAUCGCAGAAUUAAAUGUGACGGUCUUUAUAAUUUGUACUCCCUUUGUUCUUGCAGUUCGUAUCUAAACAUCGUGUGAAUUCCCUCUUUAUAAUCUCAUCACCAGCAACCACCUAGUCUGAUUCAAGUACAAUGCUCGGUUCG
Molecule: messenger RNA, 2067 nt
Organism: Daucus carota subsp. sativus
Lineage: Eukaryota; Viridiplantae; Streptophyta; Magnoliopsida; Apiales; Apiaceae
Exons: 6
Coding region: 149-1900 (583 amino acids)
Biological process (GO): protein polyubiquitination; DNA damage response
Cellular component (GO): nucleus
Molecular function (GO): ubiquitin conjugating enzyme activity
Source: RefSeq, a predicted model, not a curated record